This is a messenger RNA of Nannizzia gypsea CBS 118893, 639 nucleotides long. RefSeq lists its product as hypothetical. The transcript has 2 exons. The record is from RefSeq and is a predicted model, not a curated record. Lineage: Eukaryota; Fungi; Ascomycota; Eurotiomycetes; Onygenales; Arthrodermataceae. The coding region runs from base 1 to 639 and encodes 212 amino acids.
AUGACCUUUCUCCCAUUGGAGGCCCUGAACGCCCAUUAUUCUGACAAGCAUGACUGCCCGCUGCUUGUGUUGACUAUGCAAACAUCCAUAGCUGGAUCCCUUAUUUCUCUGUGGAUCGGCUUGCACCGCUGCCAGGAGCCGCUCCUGGUGCAGCUAUCCGUUACCCAGCCACUGGACGACCCAGAGUCUACCAUACUCCUACGCACUUGUACCUCGAGUUCUGGCACAUCGCACGCCUUUGCCGCAAAACAGAUCAACAACCCCAAGAAAUGGAAAGAAUUAUACCAGAUAAGGCUUGAAACUGCGUCUGCAUGUGUUAUCACCGGCACUAAAGUCCAGGACAAACUGAAACUGGCUAUUGGGGGCAGCAAUGAACGAAACAGUAUCCAUGCUACUCGCCUUCUUGACGGCAUGGAGAUGUUCUUCAGCGCGAGAGAUAACUGUGACGAGAACUUUCUGUUUGCCUAUUAUAACGGGACCGCUGCGGGGCUUUACAUUGGCCCUGGUCUGGGUAAACCUACUGCGAAAUCAGCGCUCAGCGCCCUGUCUAACCAUCUACGGACCCGUGGUGCGGUGAUGACAGCGACCUUACAGCAGUCCAGAAGACAGCCUCCGAAUGGAGCAAAGGGAACUGCGUAA